AUCCAUUCAUCUGUGAUCUCACGCAACCAUGUCCAAGCCCUUACCACCUCCCAUCCGCAUGCGCCUCGCUACUCCUCGCCCGCCCGGGCUUGCCUUGGACACCCCCGCACAGCGUCCGCACUCGCCUGCCCUUCUGCCCGCCUUGCCUUUCCCACCCCCACCUCCUCCCCCAAGCACAACUCCCUGCUCCGCCCUCCCCGCUUCCCGCGCGAAUGCGUGCUUUGCGCGCGCCAGUGCCUCGCCGCUCGACUGCGCGCCCGCUGCCCUGCGGAGCGCCACGCUGCUGCCGGCCAUUGCGUGGGGGGAGAAGGACGAGGUGGUGCGGCGGCAGCUGCGAGGUGGAGGGCGGAUCGAGUGGCGGGGAGCGGCGCAAUGCGGGCGAGGGGACAGCGAGUGGCAGUGCGAGGUGGCGAUCGGGAGAAGGAGGGCGCUGGCGGCAGGCGCUGGCAUGGCGGUGGGCGCGUGGGGCAGCGCGUGCAUGGCAGGCGGGCGCGGAGAAGGUUUAGCGGAGGGGGUUUUGGGGCCGCUGCCAGACACCAUCCAUGCGAGCAUUGACGCGUCGCGGAUGGACCCGCACGGGCGAAUCAUCAUUGUAGGCGAUGUGCACGGCUGCCCUGCGGAGUUGGAGGCACUGAUGGAGCGCUGUGAGCGCAAGGAAGGGGAUGUGGUCAUCUUGGUGGGGGACAUGGUCAACAAGGGCCCGGACUCGCAUGCGGUGCUGCGCAUGGCUCGCAGAAUUGGGGCCGUGGCAGUGAGGGGCAACCACGAUGACAAGGCGCUCGCCAUUGCUGCUGCUGCCGCCGCUGGCAAGUCGAAGCGGUGGCGCAACACCAAGUGGCUGAGUGACCUCUCGUCCACUGAUCUUGACUGGCUCCACUCGCUGCCCUUCUCCAUAUGCAUUCCCUCCCACAACUGCCUCGUUGUGCAUGCGGGCCUUGUGCCUGGCAUUCCUCUGCACCGCCAGCACCUCACCCAUCUGCUCAACCUUCGCUUCAUUCGCCGCCUGCCUGUCGCCCCCAUUCCCCAACACACGGCUCCUUGGGAGCCCACGGCACGCGGCCUCUCUGCACUGCUGGACUCUGGCAGCAGCAGCAGCAGCGGCAGUGAGAGCGAGAGCAGCAGUGAGGGCGGCCAUGGGUGGCGAUGGCGCAUGGCCAACUGGGGGGCGCCGUGUGCAGGGGCCAUGGAAUCCGGGUUGAGUGAGUGGGACGCACAUGACUGGCUUGUGUCGGGGGGGGAUGGCAGCGGCAGUGAGAGUGAGGAAGCGAAUGGGUGGGCCAGAGGGUGGGGCUGGCAGGCAUGCAACGCUGCUGAUGAGGGGGCGGUGCUGUGGGCGCACGAGUGGAGAGGCAGGCAGCACGUGGUGUUUGGGCACGAUGCUCUCAGGGGCCUGCAGAGGACCCCCUGGGCCACGGGCCUUGACACGGGGUGUGUGUACGGCGGGCGCCUCACAGCAUGUGUGCUACCGUCGCUGACGCAGCUGCAGCAGCUGACUCUUGCACGCACCGCGGAGCAGCGCAGAGAGGGGCACCAAGGUGCCGCACGCGUGUGGCCAAUGCUGCAAAUAGUGUCGGUGGCAGCACAGAGGCAAUAUGCCAUGCCCAAAGCCAAGGGGCGCAAAUGAGAUGAGGUCUUGUAGUUAGUCAAUCCAGUCACGGUAGUAGAACGGAAGAGAGAUCAGCAAAAGCUCAUGAAUCGUGAUUUGAUUGUUCCCACAUAUAGAGUGAUCUUUUUUUUCUGUUUACAGCGU
Messenger RNA from Closterium sp. NIES-67, 1750 nucleotides. The record is from the annotation of a GenBank genome assembly. NCBI's taxonomy places the organism in Eukaryota, Viridiplantae, Streptophyta, Zygnematophyceae, Desmidiales, Closteriaceae.